Limulus polyphemus (Atlantic horseshoe crab) is the source of this 3964-nucleotide messenger RNA. RefSeq names its product crossover junction endonuclease MUS81-like (gene mus81). Gene Ontology annotation, biological process: mitotic intra-S DNA damage checkpoint signaling; DNA catabolic process; resolution of meiotic recombination intermediates. Bases 29 to 2122 code for a protein of 697 amino acids. The transcript is spliced from 17 exons. Gene Ontology annotation, cellular component: Holliday junction resolvase complex; nucleus. NCBI's taxonomy places the organism in Eukaryota, Metazoa, Arthropoda, Merostomata, Xiphosura, Limulidae. The record is from RefSeq and is a predicted model, not a curated record. Gene Ontology annotation, molecular function: crossover junction DNA endonuclease activity; 3'-flap endonuclease activity; DNA binding.
UUUUUUCUUAGGAGAUAAACUGUGCCAGAUGUUAGACAAAAGAUUAGUGGAACAUAAGAACAGUUAUGGUGAGAUUGAAAACAUUCCUAAAAUCAUGGAUGAUGGUAAUCUAGAAAAUCCAUCUACAUCAACUAAUCUUGUAGAGCAUGAAGUGCAAGAAAAGACUGUGGAAGACAUUCCUCUACAACAGAAAUUUCAAAGAAUAUCGAUGGAAAAGGCAAAUAAACCUAGACAGAGAAGGCCAUAUGUUCCAGCCCCUCGAAGUGGAAGUCAUGCGUUGAUGUUAGCACUUCACAAAGCACAGGUUAAAGGUGGACACAAGUUUAUGAAGAAGGCAGACUUGAUCAAUGAAGCUCAACCUUUAUGUGAUGUUUCAUUUACCAUGCCAGAUCCAGGAUCUCACUAUAAUGCUUGGUCAAAUAUGAGCACAUUGAUUAAAAAAGGACUUGUCAUUAAAGAAGGAAAUCCAGCAAGGUAUAGCCUGACAGAAGCAGGAAUGGGUCUUUCAACACAACUUCAAGGUCAACUUGAAACUCCCCAGCUGAAUAAUGUACCCUUUAAUUCUGCUAAGUUGACCCUUCAGCAGAGUGAUUCUCAUUCACUGUACUAUGACUCUCACAAAAUUAAUCUAGUUGUUGAAGCAUCAAAAACAAAUGGAAGUCUUAACAAUUUCAAAUCACUUCCAAAACGUCCAUUUUUGUCAAGGUUUCUGUAUUGUUAUAUUGAUGAAAAUUAUUGUGAGGUGACCAGCAAGGAUAAAGCCUUAGUUUUGAUGGAUGAUGAGAUGUCAUUAGGAUUUUUAAUAAAGUGUGAGAAAAAAGCAUUACUUGAUUCAGGGAAGCGUUACAAGUUAGAAGAAAAUAGGCUAGCAGACUCUCAUUAUGUUUAUGCAUAUUUACAUAAUGAUGAUGCCGAAGAGUUUUGCCCAAUACAGUGUUCAAUCUUAGAAUUAAAUCCCCAGCACUGUCAGUCUGAGAUCAUUGAAAUGGAAGAUGGUGAUGUAGAUAUGGUGGCAGUGACAUUAUCACCCAGAAUAGGAUUAGACAUUAGAAAUGCUAUGCCAAAUGUCUUUCUGCCUUCAUCACAUAACAACCACUCAAGGAUGGAAGAAGUAAACCCUGUAGUUGAUACUUUAUUUCCUACUUCUUACAACAGCUGUUACAGAGGGAAAGAAGUUGAAAUAGUAGAGAAUGCAUCCUUUCCUUCUUCACAAAAUGUCUGCUACAGUAGCACAUCAGACCAGUUUUUAUUGAGACCUGGAAUGUUUGAUAUUGUACUUUGUGUUGACAACUGUGAGACAUCUGGAGGUACCUCAGCAAAGCGAAAAAUGGCAGUUCUUCCUGAACUUCAGAGAAAUGGGGUACCACAUGUUGUUCGAAAGCUUCAUGUUGGAGACUUUUUAUGGAUAGCAAAGGAAAAAGUUGAGCCCUUACCAGGAUCUCUUCAGCUUCCACAAGCCCGAGAACUUGUUUUGGAUUUUAUAGUUGAGAGGAAGAGAAUGGAUGAUCUUGCAAGCAGUAUUAAAGAUGGAAGGUUUCGGGAACAAAAGUUUCGGAUGAAGGCAUGUGGGUUAUGCCGGCCGAUCUAUUUGGUGGAAGACUUUGGAUCAGGUCACCUUGGCUUACCUGAUAAAACACUACAACAAGCUAUUUUUAAUACACAGGUAAUUGACGGUUUCACCAUUAAACGAACAAGAGACCAGAAGGAAUCUAUAGCCUAUCUUACCCUGAUAACUCGUCAUCUUCAAAACCAAUACAAAGAUCAAACCCUUGCAUCAUGUACAAAAGAGGAUGUGGUAUGUGAUAAACGUCGUUCCCAAUCUUUUAUGACUUUUCAUGAAUUCAACAACUCUUCAAUGAAAAAUAAGCCAAUGACAGUAAAAGAAGUGUUUGUGAAGCAACUUUUACAAAUCCGAGGAUUGUCUGUUGACAAGGCUGCUUCUAUAAUUGAACACUAUCCUACUCCUGUCACACUUCUGGAAGCUUAUGACAGGUGUUUAAGUGACAGUGAAAAAGAAAAACUGAUUUCUUCAAUCAAGUAUGGAAAAAAUAAUAGGAAAAUAGGACCAGCUUUGAGUAGAAUAAUAUAUCAGCUAUAUUGUGCUAAAGGGCCCUUGUCUUGAUGAAGAAGAGUUAGUAACUGACUUACAAGCAAAGUAUCGGUACUUGGGAAGAAGAAUUGUUGGCAUCCAAUUCACUAGCAGAUAAUCAUAAUUAGGAUAAAGGAAUUGUUGAUAUCCAACUAACUAGUGACAGAUAAUUCUUGAGAUGAUAAAGUGUUGGUAACUUGUUUAUUCAGUGAAAACACAUUGUUGGGAUGAAAAAAUUUUAAACUUACUAGAGAAAUAACAUUGUCGAAAUGAAGAAAUGCUGAUAUCCAAUUUACCAGGGAAAGUUUAUUGUUGGGAUGAUAACAUGUUAUCCAGUUUAUUAAUGAAAGAUCGUUUUAUUAGUUUGAAGUGUUAGUAAUUGACUUACUAGUAAAAUAUCAGUACUUGGCAUCCAACUUAUAAAUGAAAGACCAUUUUCAGUACUUGGGGAAAUAGAAAUGUUGGCAUAUAAGUUAUUAGUGAAAGAUCAUUGUUGGGAUGAAGAAACCCUGAUAUUCAAUUUAAUAAUGAAGGAUCAUUGUGUGAAUAAAGAAUUACUGAUUUCUGAUUUACUGGUAAAAGAUUAAUUUGACAAGGAGUAGUUGCUAUGGAGUUUAUUAUUUAUCAACAUUGUUGGGAUGAAGAAAUAUUCAUUGAAAAGUGGUUGUUGGAAGAGAAUAUUAAACAUUACUGAAGAGCUGUAAAGUAUCAGAUGUAGAACAGAAGACCUACUGUUCUAAUAAAUAUAUUUAACAUCAUGUAAGUAAUGUGCUUUACAUACAUGUUUUGGACUAGUAUUUACUUGUAUAUAUUAUUUAACAAAAUGUAAGUUUUUGUCUUAGAAAAUAUAUUGGUAUUUCCAUUUUUAGCAUGUUUUAGUGUCAUUAAAUAUGAUAAAUAUUGAAAAUGAAGCAUCAUGUGUGAAUCAGCUCUCUGGAAGCUACAAAAUAUAUUUUUAAAGUAAAGUAAUACAUUGGUUUCAUUUUAUACUCCUUAAUAUACAUUUAAAAUGUGGCAGUGCUAAAUGAAUUUUAAUAACUGCUUAUAUAAUGCACAGGUAAGUUAAAACUUGAUUCUAAAAUGACAUUCCUGUAUACAUUUUAUUAAUAAAAACUACUCCAAAUGGAAUGUGCUUACGAGCAAUUUUACAAAAUUUAUUAUAUACUUGUUAUAAUGUAAAAUAUUAAAUAGACCUAAUUAUAUUAUAAAUGUGUUGUACUAGCAUUCUAUUUGUGACGUAGGUAAUGUAGGAAGGCCUGAUUUCUUUAUCUUUUAAUGAAAAUAAACCUUGACAGUCACUGAAGUAAAGAUUCAGUGUUAAGUAUUUUCAUUUUACCAAAAAAUAAAAGUGCUUGAACAAAAAUAUCUUAAAGAAAUGACUUGAUAUAAUUAUCUCACAGACAUACAAACUUUGAGGACAGUAGAAACUUGUUUACAUAAAGGUUUUCUGUACAAUUAGACACCAUAACCUUGGGACAAACUAUAUGAUAGUUAUAUCAAAAUCAACAAGCCUCUUUUGCUUGCAGAAUUUUCUAGAAGUAGUGAAAGUUUGUAAUUAAGGCUUGCAUGUAAUUCAACAAAUUUUUUGUUGUGUUUUUGAGGUGAAUUACACACACACAUAUUUUAUCUAGAGCUAAUGUACAUGAAUAAUAAAGUGUUAGAAUAUAGUGAACAAUAAGCACUUAUUCUCAUUAGUAUGUUUGAAAUUUAAUGCUGCAAAAAUUUUCUCCACAAUUUAGGUCCAUGGUUGUUCUGUAAAAUUGAUGAUCAAAUCCCACUAUUUGAUCAAACAAGUUAUUAGUGUGUGUGUGCUGUAUACUAACUGCCAUCUCUGCUGUUUGUCAGUUCAUAAUUAAGGAUAGCUAUGUGCAGAUA